This is a messenger RNA of Coregonus sp. 'balchen', 12179 nucleotides long. NCBI's taxonomy places the organism in Eukaryota, Metazoa, Chordata, Actinopteri, Salmoniformes, Salmonidae. The record is from the annotation of a GenBank genome assembly.
AUGUGGGACACAGAGUCCACCUCCUCACGCGACUGCCAUGGAGAAUACACCAUGGAACACACACCUCUGAUGAAUCAGGUACACAGACACGAACAUUUGCACGCAGGCGCGCGCACACACACACACACACACACACACACAGAUACACACACACACACACACAGAGAGCUACCUAGGUCAUACAUACACAAAUUUAUUAUAUUAGUCCCACUCUCAAAUAUACACUAUAUAUACAAAAGUGGAUUUGGCUAUUUCAGCCACACCCGUUACUAACAGGUGUAUAAAAUUGAGCACACAGACAUGCAAUCUCCAUAGACAAACAUUGGCAGUAGAAUGGCCUUACUGAAGAGCUAAGUGACUUUCAACGUGGCACCGUCAUAGGAUGCCACGUUUCCAACAAGUCAGUUCGUCAGAUUUCUGCUAGAGCUGCCCCGCUCAACUGUAAGUGCUGUUAUUGUGAAGUGGAAACGUCUAGGAGCAACAAUGGCUCAGCCGCGAAGUGGUAGGCCACACAAGCUCACAUGACGGGACCACCGAGUGUUGAAGCGCGUAUUGCGUAAAAAUGGUCUGUCCUCGGUUGCAAUACCAGCCAACUUGUUUUGACCUCGGUGGGUUUAUUUAUGUAAGGGAGUGUGUACACGUAUUACUAUUACAUUAUUAAUGGGGUUGCAACACUCACUACCGAGUUCCAAACUGCCUCUGGAAGCAACGUCAGCACAAGAACUGUUCGUCGGGAGCUUCAUGAAAUGGGUUUCCUUGGCCGAGCAGCCGCACACAAGCCUAAGAUCACCAUGCGUAAUGCCAAGCGUCGGCUGGAGUGGUGUAAAGCUUGCCGCCAUUGGACUAUGGAGCAGUGGAAAUGCGUUCUCUGGAGUGAUGAAUCACGCUUUAACAUCUGGCAGUCCGAAGGACAAAUCUGGGUUUGGCGGAUGCCAGGAAAACGCUAACUGCCCCAAUGCAUACUGCCAACUGUAAAGUUGUUCCAAUAUCUACUAUAGUGGAAUGCCUUCCCAGAACAGUGGAGGCUGUUAUAGCAGCAAAGGGGGGGACCAACUCCAUAUUAAUGCCCAUGAUUUUGGAAUGAGAUGUUCGACAAGCAGGUGUCCACAUACCUUUGGUCAUGUAGCGUCCUCAGAGAAUGUGCAGACCAGCUGGCUGGAGUGUUUACGGACAUAUUCAAUAUCUCCCUAUCCCAGUCUGCUGUCCCCACUUGCUUCAAGAGUGCCACCAUUGUUACUGUACCCAAGAAAGCAAAGGUAACUGAACUAAAUUACUAUCACCCCGUAGCACUCACUUCUGUCCUCAUGAAGUGCUUUGAGAGACUAGUCAAGGAUCAUAUCACCUCUACCUUACCUGACACCCUAGACCCACUUCAAUUUGCAUACCACCCCAAUAGAUCCACAGACGAUGCAAUCGCCAUUGCACUGCACACUGCCCUAUCCCAUCUGGACAAGAGGAAUACCUAUGUAAGAAUGCUGUUCAUUGACUAUAGCUCAGCCUUCAACACCAUAGUACCCUCCAAUCUCAUCAUUAAGCUCGGGGUUCUGAACCCCACCCUGUCUAACUGGGUCCUGGACUUCCUGACGGGCCGCCCCCAGGUGGUGAAUGUAGGAAACAACACCUCCACUUCGCUGAUCCUCCUGUACUCCCUGUUCACCCAUGACUGCGUGGCCACGCACGCCUCCAACUCAAUCAUCAAGUUUGCAGACGACACAACAGUAGUAGGCCUAAUUACCAACAAUGACGAGACAGCCUACAGGGAGGUGGUGAGGGCCCUGGCAGAGUGGGUCCAGGAAAAUAACCUCUCUCUCAAUGUCAACAAAAUGAAGGAGCUGAUCGUGGACUUCAGGAAACAGCAGAGGGAGCACGCCCCUAUCCACAUCGACAGGACCACAGUGGAGAAGGUGAAAAGCCUCAAGUUCCUCGGCGUAAACAUCACUGACAAUCUGAAAUGGUCCACCCACACAGACAGUGUGGUGAAGAAGGCAACAGUGCCUCUUCAACCUCAGGAGGCUGAAGAAAUUGGGCUUGGCCCCUAAGGCCCUCACAAACUUUUACAGAUGCACAAUUGAGAGCAUCCUGUCGGGCUGUAUCACCGCCUGAUACGGCAACUUCACCGCCCGCAACCGCAGGGCUCUCCAGAGGGUGGUGCGGUCUGCCCAACGCAUCACCAGGGGGCAAACUACCCGCCCUCCAAGACACCUACAGCACCCGAUGUCACAGGAAGGCCAAAAAGGUAAUCAAGGACAUCAACCACCUGAGCCACGUCCUGUUCACCCCGCUACCAUCCAGAAGGCGAGGUCAGUACAAGUGCAUCAAAGCUGGGACCGAGAGACUGAAAAACAGCUUCUAUCUCAAGGCCGUCAGACUGUUAAAUAGCCAUCACUAGCCAGCUACCACUCAGUUACUCAACCAUGCACCUUAGAGGCUGCUGCCCUAUAUACAAAGGCAUGGAAUCACUCAUCACUUUAAAAAUGGAACACUAGACACUUUAAUAAUGUUUACAUACUGCUUUACUCAUUUCAUAUGUAUAUACUGUAUUCUAUUCUACUGUAUUUUAGUCAAUGCCACUCCAUUGCUCGUCCUAAUAUUUAUAUAUUUCUUAAUUCCAUUCUUUUACUUUUAGAUUUGUGUGUAUUGUUGUGAAUUGUUAGAUACUACUGCACUUUAGGAGCUAGGAACACAAGCCUUUCGCUACACCCGCAAUAACAAAGGCUAAAUAUGUGUAUGUGACCAAUAUGAUUUGAUUUGAUUUGUAGCUUCAGUUCAGACCACCUUUCUGGCUCUCCAAUAGAGGGUGCCAUGGCAUUACGGCUCACUCUGUUAGUCAUCCCUUAGUCGUGGCUUUUACAAGGUGCUGUAGUUGGGCUGUUUUAUGUCGUUUCUAAAGUAACUGCUAAUAACGAUCUGGGAAACAAGUAAACAAACAUUUUGCCUUUAAAAAAAAAUUGUUGUUUUACUUUUUUUCCCUCCACUCUCCCUCCCUUUCUAUCGUUUUAUCUACUCCCCCACCUCCCCCACCUCCCCCCCUCAAGUAUUUUCGUUGGGAGCAGCCCAGGCACCUCCAGGUCCUGACUGACAGGUGCAGACAAGCGACCCACCUGGACCCCCUGGGUGUGCCCGUGGUUCUGGGCCCUGCCCACCGCCCCCUCGGUCGCGCCCAGUCCUCCCCCGCCUCCACCUCUCUCCCCCCUCCUCCACAGCCCACGGACACCCCACUGUCUCUGGCCAGCCCUGGUCCGGAGACCACCGCCAAGCUACGCUUCACCACUGGUGAGAGACAUUUGGGGAAUGCUGUACUGUACACGGUGCUUGUUGUAUCUUGUUGUAUCUCAUGUACAACAUACUAUAUAUUCAGAAGGUGCUGUAUGUUCCAUCCGUAGAAUUACAUAUUAGCACUUAUUAUUUAUUUAUUAGGAUCUCUGUGGUCCCGUCUACUGUAUGUGUGUCUGGCUUUCUGGCUUUCUAUCUAUUUUGUAUGGUCUCUAAACUACGGUGUGUGUCGGUGUGUGUGUGUGUGUGUAGGUCUGGUGUAUGACUCUCAGAUGCUGAAGCACCAAUGCACCUGUGGCGACAAUAGCCGACACCCCGAGCAUGCUGGAAGAAUCCAAAGCAUCUGGUCCAGACUUCAGGAGAGGGGCCUCAGGAACCAGUGUGAGGUAGGUACAAUAUAAAGUACUACACAGCAGCACAUACUACACUACAAUAUUCUAGAUUCAGAGGGGUUAAAUGCGGAAGACACAUUUCAGUUGAAUGCAUUCAGUUGUACAACUGACUAGGUAUCCCCCUUUCCCGUUCUACACAACACCACAGAACUAAAUAUGUUGGUUGAAACUGCUGUUAUGAACACUGCUGCCACCUAGGGUUACACCCCAGCACUGCACCCCCCUUUGCCCUGGCCCAGGGUUCCAAGAUCAAACUUUGUGUGUUGUUUGUUUCUUUAAACAGUCCAUUGAGGUCAGAAUACCUCUUUUCCAAGGGAGGCCUGUUUGUGUACUUAUGCUGUAAUUUGUGUUUGUGUGUUGAUGGGUGCGUGUGUGCAUUCGUGAGUGCAUUCAUGAGUGCAUGCAUGUGGACUAGUGUGUGUAUGUGCCUGUGUCUCGUGUGUGUGCGUGUGUUAACUCUAAAUGGCAUGGUGUGUGUGUGUGUGUGUGUGCUCCUCCAGUGUAUCCGGAGCAGAAAGGCCACUCUGGAGGAGCUUCAGUCUGUCCACUCUGAGAAACAUGUCCUGCUGUACGGCACCAACCCUCUCAACCGCCUCAAACUGGACAACCGCAAGCUGACUGGUGCGACACACACUCAGUCUCUCCUCUCUCUCUCUCUCUCUCUCUCUUCGUCUCUCUCUCUCUCUCUCUCCUCAUCUCUCUCUCUCGCUCUCGGUCUUUCUCUCUCUCGUCUCUUCCUCUCUAUCUCUCUUUUCUCUCUCCCUCUCUCUCGUUCCUCUCUCACUCUCUCUCUUCUCUCUCUCACUACAUGCACGCUCAUCUUCACACACACACACACCCCUCUGACACACCUCAUUGUCAAACACUCACAUUACACUACUGUUCAAAAGUUUGGGGGUCACUUAGAAAUGUCCUUGUUUUCGAAAGAAGCAAUUUUUUUGUCCAUUUAAAAUAACAUCAAAUUGAUCAGAAAUACAGUGUGGACAUUGUUAAUGUUGUAAAUGGCUAUUGUAGCUGGAAACGGCUGAUUUUUUAUGGAAUAUCUACAUAGGCGUACAGAGGCCCAUUAUCAGCAAACAUCAGUCCUGUGUUCCAAUGGCACGUUGUGUUUGCUAAUCCAAGUUUAUUAUUUUAAAAGGCUAAUUGAUCAUUAUAAAACCCAUUUGCAAAGAAAAAGCCAUAUUUCAGACUGGCCAAUCAAAAGUAAAUAUUAAAGAUGGGCAGUCUGAGAUAUGGCUUUUUCUUUGCAACUCUGCCUAGAAGGUCAGCAUCCCGGAGUCGCCUCUUCAAUGUUGACGUUGAGACUGGUGUUUUGCGGAUACUAUUUAAUGAAGCUGCCAGUUGAGGAGUGAGGUGCCUGUGAGGUGCCUGUUUCUCAAACUAGACACUAUUGUAUUUGUCCUCUUGCUCAGUUGUGCACCUGGGCCUCCCACUCCUCUUUCUAUUCUGGUUAGAGCCAGUUUGCGCUGUUCUGUAAAGGGAGUAGUACACAGCGUUGUACGAGAUCUACAGUUUCUUGGCAAUUUCUCGCAUGGAAUAGCCUUCAUUUCUCAGAACAAGAAUAGACUGACGAGUUUCAGAAGAAAGUUCUUUGCUUCUGGCCAUUUUGAGCCUUUAAUCGAACCCACAAUUGCUGAUGCUCCAGAUACUCAACUAGUCUCAAGAAGGCCAGUUUUAUUGCUUCUUUAAUCAGCACAACAGUUUUCAGCUGUGCUACCAUAAUUGCAAAAGGGUUUUCUAAUGAUCAAUUAGCCUUUUGAAAUGAUAAACUUGGAUUAGCAAACACAACGUGCCAUUGGAACACAGGACUGAUGUUUGCUGAUAAUGGGCCUCUGUACGCCUAUGUAGAUAUUCCAUAACAAAUCAGCCGUUUCCAGCUCCAAUAGCCAUUUACAACAUUAACAAUGUCUACACUGUAUUUCUGAUCAAUUUGAUGUUAUUUUAAUGGACAAAAAAAUUGCUUUUCUUUCGAAAACAAGGACAUUUCUAAGUGACCCCAAACUUUUGAACGGUAGUGUGGGUAAUAGGCACACAUCAGUAUUUUUACACACUCAUAAUCACACACAUGGAACUAUACACAUACAGUGGGGAGAACAAGUAUUUGAUACACUGCCGAUUUUGCAGGUUUUCCUACUUACAAAGCAUGUAGAGGUCUGUAAUUGUUAUCAUAGGUACACAUCAACUGUGAGAGACGGAAUCUAAAUCAAAAAUUCAGAAAAUCACAUUGUAUGAUUUUUAAGUAAUUAAUUUGCAUUUUAUUGCAUGACAUAAGUAUUUGAUACAUCAGAAAAGCAGAACUUAAUAUUUGGUACAGAAACCUUUGUUUGCAAUUACAGACAUCAUACGUUUCCUGUAGGUCUUGACCAGGUUUGCGCACACUGCAGCAGGGAUUUUGUCCCACUCCUCCAUACAGACCUUCUCCAGAUCCUUCAGGUUUCGGGGCUGUCGCUGGGCAAUACGGACUUUCAGCUCCCUCCAAAGAUUUUCUAUUGGGUUCAGGUCUGGAGACUGGCUAGGCCACUCCAGGACCUUGAGAUGCUUCUUAUGGAGCCACUCCUUAGUUGCCCUGGCUGUGUGUUUCGGGUCGUUGUCAUGCUGGAAGACCCAGCCACGACCCGUCUUCAAUGCUCUUACUGAGGGAAGGAGGUUGUUGGCCAAGAUCUCACGAUACAUGGCCCCAUCCAUCCUCCCCUCAAUACGGUGCAGUCGUCCUGUCCCCUUUGCAGAAAAGCAUCCCCAAAGAAUGAUGUUUCCACCUCCAUGCUUCACGGUUGGGAUGGUGUUCUUGGGGUUGUACUCAUCCUUCUUCUUCCUCCAAACACGGCGAGUGGAGUUUAGACCAAAAAGCUCUAUUUUUGUCUCAUCAGACCACAUGACCUUCUCCCAUUCCUCCUCUGGAUCAUCCAGAUGGUCAUUGGCAAACUUCAGACGGGCCUGGAUAUGCGCUGGCUUGAGCAGGGGGACCUUGCGUGCGCUGCAGGAUUUUAAUCCAUGACGGCGUAGUGUGUUACUAAUGGUUUUCUUUGAGACUGUGGUCCCAGCUCUCUUCAGGUCAUUGACCAGGUCCUGCCGUUUAGUUCUGGGCUGAUCCCUCACCUUCCUCAUGAUCAUUGAUGCCCCACGAGGUGAGAUCUUGCAUGGAGCCCCAGACCAAGGGUGAUUGACCGUCAUCUUGAACUUCUUCCAUUUUCUAAUAAUUGCGCCAACAGUUGUUGCCUUCUCACCAAGCUGCUUGCCUAUUGUCCUGUAGCCCAUCCCAGCCUUGUGCAGGUCUACAAUUGUAUCCCUGAUGUCCUUACACAGCUCUCUGGUCUUGGCCAUUGUGUAGUUGUUGGAGUCUGUUUGAUUGAGUGUGUGGACAGGUGUCUUUUAUACAGGUAACGAGUUCAAACAGGUGCAGUUAAUACAGGUAAUGAGUGGAGAACAGGAGGGCUUCUUAAAGAAAAACGAACAGGUCUGUGAGAGCCGGAAUUCUUACUGGUUGGAAGGUGAUCAAAUACUUAUGUCAUGCAAUAAAAUGCAAAUUAAUUACUUAAAAAUCAUACAAUGUGAUUUUCUGGAUUUUUGUUUUAGAUUCCGUCUCUCACUGAAGUGUACCUAUGAUAAAAAUUACAGACCUCUACAUGCUUUGUAAGUAGGAAAACCUGCAAAAUCGGCAGUGUAUCAAACACUUGUUCUCCCCACUGUAUGCAUUGAUCAUCAAGUAUUGAAUGAAUGUAAGAUUAAUGUAUUUGAUUUCUCUCACUCUUUCAGGAAUCUUAUCUCAAAGGAUGUUUGUGAUGCUACCAUGUGGAGGAGUUGGAGUGAGUUACUCAGAAUAACACACACACACACACAUGAACAAACACACAGAUUUACAGUACACUGGCAAACAGCUCAACAGACCCUGUAACGAACAAUCAAAGAGUCAUGUGAAAUCUGUCCACUUAUCUAAUCACAUUACAAAAUGGCAAACAUUACAUGCUUGAUUAUACCUCAUUACACAAUUAAGCUAAUAGGGAUACAAAUUGUGGAGGCUGUUGUUUUUGGCGGGGACACGGUUGAAACGCCAAUCAGAUAUCAAAGGCAAAGAAGAGGUGAGAGAUGAGAAGAAGAGAGAGAGGAAGAAAGUGUGGACUCUGAAUUGUUUGCUUGGAGGGGUGCCUGGGGAACUGUGGUUGAGUGGUUGAGUGGAGGGGAAUUUAUUCAGGAGGAAGAGGGUGAAGAGAGGAUGAAUGGAGGAGGAAGAGGGGGAGAAGAGAGGAGGAGGAAUAAUUGGGCUAGUAUGGUGUUGAUAAGGAAAGAGAAAAUGCAGACACUGAAGAAGAGGAGGAAGAAGAGAUGAGUGCAGGAGGAUGACGAAGAUGAGAGAGAAAGGGAAGGGGAGCGUUGAAGAGGAAAAGAGAAAGAGGUAGAGUGUGUGUAGUCUUGAUGAAGAAGAAAAAAUGUGGAUACUAAAGAAGAGGAUGAAGAGGGGAUGAGUGGAGGAGGAAGAAGAUGAGAGCAAGAGGGUGAAGAGGAGAGUAGAGGACGGUUUGUAUGGUGUUGAUAAGGCGCCUGAUCUGCCUGGAUUUCCGGCCCUUGGUUCCUCUGGUGAGGCGAGCUGAUUGAAACAAUAUGGCGAAGAAAGUGAUAAAAGAAAUUCCUCUGAUUUCAUUGUUCUGCCAAACCGCCAGAAAUGUGGAGUUUUUAAACAUGGAAUAACAAAGGGAGGGAGAGAGAGAGAGAGAAUCUGAGAACAGGAAUACUCUACUACCCCCUUUACCGUCAUCAUCAGCGGUUAAAGUCAGGGUUGUGGUGAUUUGUGUGGGUAAAUGUUACCCUUGCCACUUCCAUACCCCUGACUCCCAAUAAGUUAUGCUUCUCUUCAUUUAGUUGGAACACAGUAGAGACUUUGUAAUCCAAUACUGUAACAAUCCAGUCCUUACCACAACCCGUCACCUCUGUUUCCCAAUUCCACUGGAUGACUUCCUCUUUACCUCAUUGGGCUGUCACAUAGUUGACAUCAAGUGAGACCUAUUUCAACCAAUCAACUUAUAUUGUUUCUAAACGAUGCCCUUGUUUCUCCUUGUGGUUUUAACUUUGAUCCUGCCUCCUGGUAAAUUCCUGGUUUUGUAUGAUUGACAGGUGGACAACGAUACGAUCUGGAAUGCGACGCACACGUCGACGGCGUCUCGCUUGGCGGCAGGCAGCGUGACGGAGCUGGCACUCAGGGUGGCACAGGGAGAGCUGAAGGUGAGACCGCCAACCAUUCAUUGUCACCUCGGUUACACCCCCACUUAGUUUUGUCAGGGCCGUAACACAACUGGUCAGAAUUAUCAACACCGUAACAUACAUUAAUACACCUGGAUAUUGAAGCAUAAUGUAACUUCUGUUUGUUUUUAUUGAAUUUAUGAAUUUCACAAGAAAUUGGAAUACAAAAAUUGCCAUUCUAUAUCAGUACCAUUCAGUGUAUUCUGAACCGAUAAACAUAAAAUUGGAAGAUGUGCUCAGAGAGAGCAAAAGUGUUACAGGUUCUAUUCCCUUCUCACAGAAUGGCUUUGCAGUGGUGAGGCCCCCCGGACACCAUGCAACCCGCUCUACCCCCUUGUAAGUACUGCACAGACACACACACACACAUACAUGGAGUCAUGAGGUCUCUAAAAUCAUUUCAAAGGGUUCCCUAUACAUCAAAAGCACCGUUCAAAAGUGUGUGUUAUGUGUGUGUAUGGAGUAUGUGUGUUACCUGCCCAAGGCUUGUGUGUGUGUGUGUAUCAGUCUGAAAUAGAAUUCAUUAGAAGGCUAACCACAUUCAGCUGUGUGUGCUUGUAUACGUCAGUGUGUGUGUGUGCGUGCUUGCAUGCGUGAGUGGGUUUACGCGUGAUAAUGUGUCUGUCACUAGUUAUUUAUGUGUCGAUAAAGACUUUCUGGAGGAAAGGAGUUGGCCAGCAGAUAUGAUCUACAGUUCACACUCUCCCAGCUUAUAGCUCCUGCUGACACCGCCGCUUUCAACAUUCCUCUUCUCAUUUUCAUACAUCAACUCUUUCUCUCACACCUUCUCUGUCUCACAAUAUCAUACGGAUAUUGAGUACGAGUCAGCUUACUGUAAGUGGUUUAUGAGGAGCACAUUCUCUGAAAUGCAUGAGGAGGGAGGUCACGAGAAGUUAUUUUAGGUCACGAGAAGUUAUUUUGAGAUGUAGAGAGUAUUUUAGUCUUUGUGUUUUGCUUUUGUUUCAGUUAUGGUUUUCUUUUGUCUAAGAUUGUCAGAUGUUUACAUGCCGUGUCUUUUUCCCAUCGUUCAUACAUUGCCCCUUCGCCAUUCUGCCACUGUCUUUCCAAACCAUGCCUAAAUAUGAGUGCAUGUCCAGUGAAACAAAGCAUGUUUGACUCAUUGGUACUAAUAUCCUCACAUCACCUAGUGUGUGUAUUGUGAGGAUAUUCUCUGAGACGCCCACACAUUAUUGUGGGGACAUCUCCUGAAAAUCCUUCACUUUACAUUGUGUCUUUUGUCUCAUUAUGGGAACAUGACCUCCUAAGUCCUGAGUAUAUCCUCAUAAACCCACGUGUGUCUUUCCAAAGGGGUUUCUGCUUCUUCAACUCCGUGGCCAUCGCAGCCAAGCAGCUCCAGCACAAACUCAGCAUCAGCAAGAUCCUCAUUGUGGACUGGGUGAGAGACGACCGCCAUCACUGGUCCCCACAUGGGAGCUAAACACUUGCUUACUUACACAAUUCACGUAUUGACCAUAAGCGUGGUGUCAACAUUCACACUGAUCUCUGCUUUCCACAUGAGUCUGGGCCCGCCACGAGUCUGGGCGUUAACACAGACAGACACACACAUGUUGGAACACAUGCACACUUAAGUACUUCCUGGUUUAUAAAGACAAAUAAUUCAAUGUAGUUUGGUGUGCACUAAAGGAGAUGAUGCAAACAACCAGAGCAAGUAUGAAACUGGUCAAGCGUACUACAUAAUUAAGAGUAUAACGACCCCUUGACCUUUAUCCCCAAUGUCCAGGAUGUUCACCAUGGCAACGGUACCCAGUCGGUGUUCUACAACGACCCCAGCGUGCUGUAUAUCUCCCUGCAUCGCUAUGACAAUGGCAACUUCUUCCCCGGUAGCGGGGACCCAGCUGAGGUAAGUUAGGUUGCACUAUCCCACCACCAUGUACAUCAUGCUCCCCCAUCAAAUACAUGAAUGGUCUUUUCAUUUGAAGAAGAAAAAAAACGUCUGAGCCAGCACAGAACGGAUUGGGUCGGCCCAAUAGUCUGAAAACCUCUUUAGCGUCUGUUACCACCCACUCCAUUCUCACCAAAUAAGGAGGAUAAAAAAGUGGACAUUUUCCCAUAUUCUUCAUCAUGGGAGGAUGGUCCAUUAGAUGCUACGCUGGCUUGGAUGUGGUUUAGCCUUAAAUAGCCCCUCUGAGCUGUGUGGUAAACCUCUGGAGUCUCUGUGUCCCUCUACCACAGCCCCAUGUACCUAUAUAACACACUAGGGGGUAGCAGUGAUGUCAUCAGGGGUACCACACAAAAACAUCAGGGUACCCGUAAUCCGCUCCAGGGUCUCUUAAACAUGAAAGGAAUAACAGAAGGGAUGAAGAAGAGAAGAACAAUGGAGAGAGAGAAAGAGAGGGAGAGUGACUAGUUGGCAGUGGAUGGCGGAGCUCAUGUGUUUUGAGUUUGCCCUGUGAACAUCCCGUCUACCGAGAGAGAGUCGAGUCAGACACUCUGCAACGCACAUCAUCCUCACACACACGAACACACACCCACAAAGGAAAUGGCUGCGAUUUGUUGCCAAGAGUGUGUCACUCAGAGUCCUCACUAUCUCCUCACCGUGACAUUGAGCGAUGGUGGAGGAGUUUCAAAAGCGAAAUAGCCGUUAGCAGGCAUUUUUAAGGCUUACUCUCCUCUUAAGACCAGGGGAUCAGUUAGUAUGCCAUCCCACAAACGUGAGGUCAAAUCAGGGAGACGUCCACCGGUUGUGCCUGGCAUUUGAUGAAAUAUAGUCUCUCUUGACAGAUGUUAAAAUUGGGUUCUGGGUGCGGAGAUUAGGUGAAAUAUAGCUAGAAAUGGAAUAUCGCCAAGUGCCGACUCAAGAAUAUACGUACGUCCCUGUAGUGUGUUCAAACUGGGACUUAAUCUGGGUGUAGUUUUGUUGCUGCGAGUGAUUUAUAAGCAGAUUUGACAAAUUGUAUCAAAAAUCGAAAUAGUUGAGUUGAUGGAGGCAUUGAAUUAAUGGCCAGCCGUCUUUCAUUUGGAAAUCGUAAUCACUCCCUUAUGUCAUUGAAAUGUGACGCGGCUUUUCAUUAAUUGCACAAAUGCACAUUGUUAAACAACCGUGCUGAUUGUCUGUGAACAUUUGAUGCAAAAUAUCUCAUGACCUUUAACUCUCAGCACAACUUUCAAUGAAGUAAGAUGCAAACAUAACUCUCUCUCCCUUCUCUCUCUCUCUCCCGCUCUGUCCAGGUUGGAGCAGGUGCAGGUGAGGGCUUCAAUGUCAAUGUGGCGUGGACGGGAGGCUUGGAUCCCCCCGUGGGCGACGCUGAAUACCUGGCAGCAUUU